GCCAUGGCGAGCGGGACCGCGGGUGAGCGAUGGCGGCGGCGUGGGCGGGCUCGGUCCUCGGGAAGCGGGGACAGGGGAGAGGGGCUCCAUCAGCCGCCAGCUCUUGGAGCGAGUGGCCCGUGGACCAUUUCCUCCGCUCCGGGCGCAUCACGGCGCGGGACGGGGCCGCCGUGCGCUGGUUCCACGCCGCCAACAGCAGGGCCCGGGCGGCCGCGGCUGCGCGAAGCAAUGUGCACAUGGUAGAAGCUGAUGUUCUCCUCCGUGGUGGGGAGGGAGGGAAGGGAGACCCGAUCCUGGCUCACCCCCCUGACACAGACAGUGACAUCACACUGCAGGAGUGGCUGACACAGAUGGUCAACACCAAUAAAGGCAUCAAGCUGGAUUUUAAGAGUACCUUCCCUGGUUCCCCUGGUGAUCCUCCACAGCAUGGACGCCGUGGGACCAUCCCUGGAGCUGCUGGGGCAGGUGGAGCAGCAGCUGAGGAGACCUGUGUGGAUCAACGGGGACAUCCUGGCGGGGCCUGGUGGGAGCCGCCCGGUGCUGAACGCUCAGAGCAUCCUCAGCACCAUCACCUCGACCUUCCCCGACAUCACCCUAUCCCUGGGCUGGACCACAGGCUGGCAUGGCCACCACCACGGGCAAGAGGGUCCCUGUCAAUGUCAGAUGAGUCCAUACUGGAGUCAGUGGCAGCGAAUUUAAAAAUGUCACGUUCUGUAGCUGUAUGUGAAAUAAUAGUGCAGCUACUGCAGAGGGUACGACUGGGAGAUGGUGGAGGAGAUGUCUCAGCUGUGCCAGGCCCUGUCCCAGCCCGUGACAUUCCCUGUCAGGGCCGUGCUAGUGCCACGCUCCCUCCCUACUCUCCGCUGGCUGAUCCAGCAGUCAGACAGGUACAGCCUCACUGUUUGGACAGGAAAGGACGACAUAUAUUCUGUAGAGGAUUUGCUAUCCAUCCGAGAAAACUUUGAUAAAAGUAGGGUUUAUUAUGACAUUUUCGAGCCACAAAAUUCUGAAUUCAAAAAAGCCAUUGGAAUAGAACAGUAAAUGCAAAUCAGGCAAUGCCUGACGUUACAAUGCUCUAUAUUGUAAUUUCUUUCAAAUGUGAGGAUUUCUUGUUCAGAGAAAUGCAUUUUCCUUGCCAGAGAAGCCAUAUUGAGCACACUUCUGGUUACUCGAGGAGAUUUUGUACAACACUGGGGGAAAGGCUUCUCAAACAGAAAUCCAGUGCCUUCUUCAGUGUUCCCUCCUCCCCAGGUGGGAUCCUGGGGGCUCCACAUCCCAGAAAGGGAGAAGGGCUGUUUGUACUGAGUUAGCCCUGGUGGAGUCCUGUGUCCUGUGGUCACUGUGCCCCAUCAGAGCUGAGUGGGAGUGGGGAGGGGGCUGCAGGAGGGGCUGUGCCAGCCCUAGGGGUGAUCCCGACCUGGCCCGGAGCACAGGGAGGGGUCCUGGCAAGGAGCACAUCGGGCACAGUCAGAGAGCUGAGCUGUGACAGAGCAGUGCUGGUGCCUCUCUCAAGGGCUUGGAAUCUCAGAACUUGUGUGUGAGAUGUUCCCCUGCCAUGUCUCUGGCAGCCAGAGAGCCAAGGAGCUGCAGAGAGAUCAGUGAUUGCAGCAAAAACAGCUAAUUUCUGUGAUCAUAGGUAUUUUCUGCGUUGUCCUGAUUUUUCUGCAUCCCUUUAACUGACAGGACUUCACAAAUUUUCACAAGUGGAAGUUCCCUCUGAGAAAAGCCAAAACCCUGCUGACCACUGCAGGAAGAGCCUGACCUGCUUCAUUUAAACCAUUUGUUUUGCCCGUUUUGCUUCUACAGCCCUCAGAAUUCACUCAGACUGAGGCACCAGCUGUGCGUUGUUGCCUCUGCCAGACAUUACAAGCAAUACAAACAAAAACACAGUGUCAGAGGAGGUUUUGAUUUCUGGGUAAAAGCUGAUGCCCUGAGCAGGGAUUGCCAUGUCUUCUUGUCCUCCUGUUCCCAUUCCUCUCACAUGGUUCCUGUGGGAAUUGGGUUGAUAUGGAUGUUGAACACAACUCUUAGUGCUGAAGUUAAUUACAGCAGUUUUUGGUUCUUACAUAGCCCUGGUACAACUGUGAUAGAAAAAUUAGUUACAUUUCCUAAUCCUAAAUUUUGAAACAUGGUGAUUUCACACAGUCACUAAAAUCCAAGACUCCCUGCUGUUACCAAUGGCUCCUUUGACAGCUCCAUCUAAUAAUUGUUCUGUGUUAUUGAGGAGUAGAGCCUUCCUCAUUUUCGUUACCUACUAAGGUAUGUGUGGGUAAAAUUAGCAAAAAUUUUUCCAUAUAAGGAAGAAACUAUCUGGUUGUACUUGGGAUAGUUAAACAAAGUACUUAAUUUAAUUUAUUCCACCAGGCAAAAUGAGUGGCCAUAACCACCAAAGGGUCAGGUUUGCAACUGUGAUUCCUUUAAUGAGAUUGGGAGAAGUACUUAUUUUUCAGCCACAGUUUGUUGCAGGCAGUUGCAUUCAUUGACUUAAGGGAUUUCAUCUCUCAGUGUUUUGGCGGUUUUGGGUCUACACAGACAGACUUUUCUGUUAUUUAGAAACCUUUUUCCCAUUGACCAGUUCCCACCUGAAGUACUGGGAUUUGUUAAAAAUCAGUAAACUAUUGAAUAAAAAACAUCAGCAAUUGCUAGAAGUAUUUUUAAGGAAGAUAUAUCUCUGAGUAAUAUCUGUGGAUGUGAAUAAACAGGGAUAUUCAGAUAAAAUUAAAAGAAGACAUGAUCUGGAUUACCAGGAAAAUUGAUGUAGGCAAUUUAUUUAAGUCAUGUAAAACUAGAUUAAACAAAUGCUAGGAAUUAGUUCUAUGAAGCAUUCUUGUGAAGACAGAAGAGUUUGGCUAUGUGGUGAAUUGUAUGGAUAUUCCUACAUAUCUAAAUUUCUGUAUGUAUUUUUUACCCAUAGAUCUCUGCUAGUUCCAUGUGGACUUGUUUAUGUCAGUCUGGUCUGAGUUGCACAUAAAUAAAUUCAUUUGAAUUUCUUACUCUGUGUUUAUUCAAAUGCUCUCCUAAAAUAAAACGAUUUAUGUGUGAGGCUGCAGUGAGACAGUAAUGGUGAGAUGAAGCCAGGUUUUAUUCUGGUGGGGGAGCCAGUCUGUGUUGUUUUAGCUGUAGCUGUCUUUUUAUUUCUUUUUCUUUUACUUUCUGUCAGGGAUCUGUUCCUUGUAUUAUACUAACACUGGUAAUUUACUGCAAGUGCACUUUUAGCUUUCUGUUUCUCUGUGAAUUUGAAGGACCUUAGUAAACAGAUAAAAUAACACGGUACAGAAGAGAGAUGUCACUGUGUCCUGCACAGUGACCCAGCUGUGUCCUGUCAUGACACAGAAGCAAUGGGAGCAAAGCACAAGCUAUUUGCUGGUUGUUUAAAUGUACUGUGGAAUGAAAGAAAAUGCCCCCAAAGGCACAUUUUUCAAAUGUGUUGCUCCAUCUGAUGUUCUCCACAUCUCCCUCUUCAGCAUUCAUUCGAAAAAACAAAAACCCCCCCACAAAACUCAUCCUUUUUUUCAAUUCAAACCAUCAAAUUAAAGCUGAAAUUACACUAGGAGUCUUUAUAACUCAUUUAAUAACUUGGUGAUUGAAUAGUCCCAUCCUUUUCUUUAAGGG
This is a messenger RNA of Corapipo altera (White-ruffed manakin), 3612 nucleotides long. It is a transcript of the gene FAM151B, whose product is annotated as family with sequence similarity 151 member B. Bases 30 to 965 code for a protein of 311 amino acids. The transcript has 7 exons. The record is from RefSeq and is a predicted model, not a curated record. NCBI's taxonomy places the organism in Eukaryota, Metazoa, Chordata, Aves, Passeriformes, Pipridae.